AUGGCUUCUUCUAGUCUUAAAAAACUAUUUCCUUGUUUGCGUUGUGCUGUGUUGGUCGUGGAUUCUCUUCGUGCAGCAAAGACAUGUGAUUCGUGUGUAACACAAUUCACAGUGGCGACUCCGACGCAGCUAGAUUUCUCUUCCCCUGUUGUUGAUGGUGGCGGUGACUACUCCGACGAUACCUCUCCAUCUUUCUCCCGACGACGAAAACCUCCACGGAAGCCUGCCUCAAAACGUGCUGCUUCCGAAACACUAACAGAAGAAGAGACGAAGAAGAAGAAAAAGAAGAAGGUUAGGAACAACAACAACAACAACAAGUUGGCUUCUCCGAUGAGCAACCGGAUCUGGAACGAAGAAGAUGAGCUCGCUAUCUUAAAGGGGCUAGUUGAUUACCGAGCAAAGACAGGGUUCGAGACCAAAAUUGAUUGGGAUGCUUUUUAUCGUUUCGUCGGAGGUUCCAUUCAUGUGAAAGUCUCUAAGGAUCAGCUGUCGAGUAAGAUCAGGAAGUUGAAAAAGAAGUUUCUUCUUCACAUGGAGAAGAUCAAUCAAGGAAAUGAUCCGCAUUUUACUAGGUCUAGUGACUCUGAAGCUUUUGGGUUUUCAAUGAUGAUUUGGGGCCAAACUGAUGCUGAAUUUGCUAAUAUGGAUAAAGCACACCAGAGCGAGACUCAAGAGGAGAUGUUUAAGGAGGACGAGGUUGUCGCCUUAAUUGGCAAUGGGACAGCUAAAAGUGACUUUGAUGAUGGAAACGGUACUGCUGGAAAAGAGAAUGAUGGUAACAAGGACGAUGAUGAGUUGUGCGCAGUGCAGGAUGCAUUUGAGACCAUGAUGUCUCAAGGUUUAAGUGAUUAUCAGAAGAAGUUGCAUGUUAAGAAGCUGAUGAACCUCGGAACUGAGAAAAGAAGAGAGUUGAGCAAUGAAUGGAAAGCGUUAUGUGUUGAGGAAAGUAAAUUGAAUAUCAAGAAGCUUCGAUUUUCAGCAAACCUUGCAGAGGCAGCAAAUUAAAUGAUAGAUGAAAUGAAGAAAGCCACUUGCUGCAUUUGGAUUCGGAAUUGGCUUGGAUAUAAUAUCUAGUUAGUGAAUUGGUUCUUGCUUCUUUUAGUACUCAUAAACUCUUAAUGGAUGUGGUUCUUGUCUGUCUUCACAAAGCAACUGGAAUAUGUGUGCUUAGCUUCACAGGAAUUGAGUUCCUAAAUGGCUGCAAUGUGUGAGAUUUUGUGAAUCUAGUUAAAAAAAACAAAUUCUCAUUACUGGAAUGGAAUAAAAUAAA
Messenger RNA from Capsella rubella, 1270 nucleotides. RefSeq names its product GLABROUS1 enhancer-binding protein-like 2. Gene Ontology annotation, cellular component: nucleus. Gene Ontology annotation, biological process: regulation of DNA-templated transcription. The record is from RefSeq and is a predicted model, not a curated record. Lineage: Eukaryota; Viridiplantae; Streptophyta; Magnoliopsida; Brassicales; Brassicaceae. The transcript has 4 exons. The coding region runs from base 1 to 1005 and encodes 334 amino acids.